UGCACACCUUCCACUGGGGAUGUGCCUGCGACCAAGAUGUCCUAAACGAUGCUAUAUUUGAUGAAGAUCACGAUGAGAUGGUGAUUGUGAAGGACAUAGAUAUGUUUUCCAUGUGUGAACAUCAUCUAGUUCCAUUUAUUGGAAAGGUCCACAUCGGUUACCUUCCCAACAAGCAAGUCCUUGGCCUCAGCAAACUUGCAAGGAUUGUAGAAAUCUAUAGUAGAAGAUUACAAGUUCAAGAGCGCCUUACGAAACAGAUUGCCGUAGCAAUCACAGAAGCCUUGCGGCCUGCGGGAGUCGGGGUCGUGGUUGAAGCAACACACAUGUGCAUGGUAAUGCGAGGAGUACAGAAAAUGAACAGCAAGACUGUGACCAGCACGAUGUUGGGUGUGUUCCGGGAAGAUCCCAAGACGCGGGAAGAGUUCCUCACCCUCAUCAGGAGCUGCUGAGCGUU
Messenger RNA from Myotis davidii, 454 nucleotides. RefSeq names its product GTP cyclohydrolase 1 (gene GCH1). Gene Ontology annotation, cellular component: cytoplasm. Bases 78 to 449 code for a protein of 123 amino acids. Gene Ontology annotation, biological process: tetrahydrofolate biosynthetic process; tetrahydrobiopterin biosynthetic process. Lineage: Eukaryota; Metazoa; Chordata; Mammalia; Chiroptera; Vespertilionidae. Gene Ontology annotation, molecular function: zinc ion binding; GTP cyclohydrolase I activity; GTP binding. The transcript is spliced from 6 exons. The record is from RefSeq and is a predicted model, not a curated record.